Messenger RNA from Nelumbo nucifera (sacred lotus), 2893 nucleotides. RefSeq names its product L-aspartate oxidase (gene AO). NCBI's taxonomy places the organism in Eukaryota, Viridiplantae, Streptophyta, Magnoliopsida, Proteales, Nelumbonaceae. The record is from RefSeq and is a predicted model, not a curated record. Gene Ontology annotation, molecular function: L-aspartate oxidase activity. Gene Ontology annotation, biological process: NAD+ biosynthetic process.
CUGGAGUUGAAUUAUGCAAUUAGAAUGUGGAGAAUCACACUAUCAAUUCUUACUUGGUUUUAGUUAUUCACGACUUGUGGAGCUCGUUAUUGUCCGGCUUACAGACAAGAAAGGAAAAAGAUUUUAGUAAAUAAUCAUUCUUGGUGAUACAAUGAGAAAAAAAUAGGAAAACGCAAGGCCCACAAAAGCAUGGUACGAACUUCAAGGAUGCUUCUUACGCAAAGCUGCAGGAAAGAAAGUCAGCUGUGGCGCCUCGGAAUUGUAUUAAUAGGAUUCUUCUUUCCAUUUCAUGUAGUGGAACUUGGAACAACACGAGCUCGUUUAUUGGCUGCCUCCAUUCAUGUGUUCUGUCCUCUCAGGCACGGCCAAUACCAGGUUUAGAUACGUCGUGGUGGAUGUUUUUUAAUAUAUAGGAGUACGAAGGGCAACGAAAACCAGAGAAAAAGACUGGACGGCUAAGACCAGGUUUAGAUACGUUGUGGUGGAUGUAUUUUAAUCUAUAGGAGUACGAAGGGCAACGAAUACCAGAAAAAAAGACUAAAGAUUGCAAUGGCGACUGGUCUGGUGACUGGAAAUGGGCACUUGCAUUUUCCAGCGAAAUUAUGCAAAGAACAAGGUUGUAGGCAAGCUCCUUGGGUAUCUAAUGUUACUUUGAGGAGGUGUCUACAGAAAGAGUUCCCCAGAUCAUCUGGAGUAUCGAAGAUGUUGCAGGUCCAAGGAUAUGACUUUUCCCUAGCUCUUUUGAAUAAGAAUGGGAAUUCCCACAGAACUGUUACUGUAUCAUGCUUGAACGAUGGUACCACCAAGUAUUUUGACUUUGUUGUCAUUGGCAGUGGAGUUGCUGGUCUUCGUUAUGCUCUUGAAGUUUCAAAACAUGGGUCUGUUGCAUUGAUUACAAAGGCUGAGCCUCAUGAAAGCAACACAAACUAUGCACAAGGUGGUGUCAGUGCUGUUUUGUGCCCCUUGGAUUCUGUAGAGAAUCAUAUGCGUGAUACAAUAGUAGCAGGGGCUUAUUUAUGUGAUGAGGAGACUGUUAGGGUGGUUUGCACAGAAGGUCCUGACAGGGUUAGGGAGCUGAUUGCUAUUGGUGCAUCAUUUGAUCAUGGAGAUGACGGGAACUUGCAUCUAGCAAGGGAAGGAGGACACUCUCAUCACAGGAUUGUUCAUGCUGCUGAUAUGACUGGAAGGGAGAUUGAGAGGGCAUUAUUGAAAGCAGUAGUUGAUGACCCUAACAUCUUUAUGUUCGAUAACCAUUUUGCUAUAGAUUUGCUAACAACUCAGGAUGGUUUAGAAACAUAUUGCCAUGGUGUUGACACUCUAAAUGUAAAGACACAAGAGGUUAUGCGAUUUAUCUCUAAAGUUACUUUACUUGCAUCAGGUGGAGCGGGGCACAUCUAUCCCACAACUACUAAUCCACUGGUAGCCACUGGAGAUGGUGUUGCUAUGGCCCAUCGAGCUCAAGCUGUGAUCUCCAACAUGGAGUUUGUGCAGUUCCAUCCAACUGCUUUAGCUGAUGAAGGGCUUCCAAUAAAGGCAACUAAGAGUCGUGAAAAUGCAUUUCUUAUCACAGAAGCUGUUAGAGGGGAUGGAGGUAUCCUCUAUAAUCUAGACAUGGAAAGGUUCAUGCCCCUAUAUGAUGAGAGAGCAGAACUUGCUCCCAGAGAUGUGGUUGCAAGAGGUAUUGACGAUCAACUUAAAAAACGGAAUGAGAAGUAUGUGCUACUUGAUAUUAGUCACAAACCAAAAGAUGAGAUUCUUUCCCACUUUCCCAAUAUAGCUGCUGAAUGCCUCCGGUUUGGGCUGGAUAUAACUUGUGAACCAAUCCCAGUUGUCCCUGCUGCUCAUUACAUGUGUGGAGGAGUACGUGCUGGGCUCCAUGGAGAGACAAAUGUGCAUGGCCUGUUUGUGGCUGGUGAGGUCGCUUGCACAGGGUUGCAUGGUGCAAAUCGAUUAGCCAGCAAUUCAUUAUUAGAGGCACUUGUGUUUGCACAACGUGCUGUGCACCCUUCAAUAGAUCACAUGAGCAACUCAAGCUUUGACAUCCAUGCUUUGGAUUCAUGGUCCCAUCCAGUUGUGCCCACGCCACUGGGAGAUGAUGUAAUGGAAAAUAUAAUACGUAGGACAAAAGAAGUGAGGAAAAAGCUGCAGUUGAUCAUGUGGGAGUAUGUGGGAAUUGUGCGGUCAACCAGCCGGUUGAAGUUGGCAGAGUGGAGGAUUGGGGAGCUAGAGGCAGAGUGGGAAGAAUAUCUAUUUCGGCAAGGGUGGGAGCCAAGAAUGGUGGGACUCGAGGCAUGUGAGAUGAGGAACCUCUUCUGUUGUGCAAAUCUGGUCGUGAGUAGUGCACUUGCUAGGCAUGAAAGUCGUGGUCUUCACUUCAUGGUAGAUUUCCCACAUGUGGAUCAGAGCAAAAGGAGUCCCACAAUUAUCUUCCCCAGUUCUCCUGUGAAGGGUACAUGGAGCUCUCAGCAAGUCCAGAAGCAAUACCUGAGUGCAUGACCAACAAUACAAAGCAAUUGUCUUAUUUUUCAAGUAUGUUCAUCAUUCCUGACAAGAUUUCUAUUUUAAAACCUCAUGUAUGAAGCAAAUUGAAAAUUAUGCUCAUUGAAUGAAAAAGCCUUACAGGAACGGGUCUUACUUUUUAUGAACAGAUCUUUGAGGAAGGUGCAUUAGAUGAGGAACUCAUUCAAAUAGAGAAAAGUUCCAUUGACAUUUAAUGAUUCAAUUUUGUCCUUUGUGUAAAUUGUUGGCUACAUUUGGUAUUGUACUUUGGCUGCACUCAUAACAUGUGCAUUCAUAUAAGCCAGUAUAUGAUAAUGUGAAUAAUAAGCUAGAGUGAACUGGAAACUGAACUGGUUGCAAUAGAAUAGCUGGUACAGCACCACUUAUCAGAUUA